Messenger RNA from Cadophora gregata, 2409 nucleotides. It is a transcript of the gene PRP4, whose product is annotated as U4/U6 small nuclear ribonucleoprotein prp4. Gene Ontology annotation, molecular function: protein serine/threonine kinase activity; ATP binding. Lineage: Eukaryota; Fungi; Ascomycota; Leotiomycetes; Helotiales; Ploettnerulaceae. Gene Ontology annotation, biological process: peptidyl-threonine phosphorylation; peptidyl-serine phosphorylation; mRNA cis splicing, via spliceosome. The record is from RefSeq and is a predicted model, not a curated record. The transcript has 6 exons. The coding region runs from base 1 to 2409 and encodes 802 amino acids.
AUGGCUUCAAGAGCCAGUUCAGACGAGGGAGAGAUUCGAGAUGGCAGUGUAGAGAAGGCAACUAAGUCGCUGCCGCUGUACGAUGGCACUUCUGUUGACCGUCAAGACAGAAACCGCUCUAGCAACUCGGCUUCCAGAUCUCCAGAGCGCGACUACAGAUCCAGAGACCGGAGAUCGCUUGACAGGAGCCGUUCGCCAUAUGCCGACUACCAACCUCGAGGAUCCAAGAGAGCUAGAGAGGAGGAAUACCCAGAUAGAUCUCGAGACCCCCGCAGAUUCAAGGUCCACUACGAAGACUCCCACCAAGAUUACAAACGCAACGCCCGUGGCUCUUACAGAGACUUAGAUCGAGGAUCUACCGAACCGUCUGAUCUACGAUACGAUGAUCGGGAGAGGCACAUCGAGAAGCGACCACGCACACGCAGCCGGUCCCCAUACCGUGCUGGCCGAGGUGGAGACAGAUAUGCAAGAGGAGGAGAUUCUAUGAGGGACGAGAAUCGGAAUGGUAGAUACGGGCAUGACUCUCGCAGACCCGACUCAUAUAGCAAUGAAGAAGUGAGAAGUCGAGAGAAUAAGGACCAGUCAGUGAGCAACCGGGGACAAAGCCCGCUGCCUGCUGAUUAUGCAAGACGAGAGGCUAAAACUACACAAGGGUAUUCACAGCAUAAUGGCUAUCAGUCUCAUAAUGGCUUGAAGCAAGAAAAGGAAUCCAAGCCAAUUCAAACACCCGCAAUCGAGGUACCUGAAGAGGAACCGGUUGAUGAAGCAGCUCUCAUUGAGCAAAGACGGAAACGUCGACAGGCAAUCAAAGAUAAGUAUAGAGGUUCCGCCACACCCUUACUAGUCCAGGCGUUGCAAUUGGGAGACAAGUCAGGAGAAUCCACUCCAGGUCGACAGGACGACACUACACCAUCAGCGCGAUCGACUUCCCCCAUGGCCUCGGCCCCUAUGACUCCGACUGAAACCCAAGACCCAGCGUCCCCAUCAGCCUUUGCCUUCACAAAUGAUCAGGAUCUUGCGAAUGGGAAGGCCCAGGACAGUGAGAACGAUGGACCCUCGGCGGCUGAUUAUGAUCCGACCAUGGAUAUGAGGGAAGACAAGCAGCGAGACGACCAGAGACAUGGCGAGGAUGUACCAUCGUCCGUAUAUGAUGAGACGCUUCCAACGACCGAACAGGAUGUUUUACUACCCGUUGAAGCAGCACCAAUCGAAGAGAAGCCCAAAAAAUCCAAAGACGACUUCGACAUGUUCGCGGACGACGAUGACGAUGAUAUGUUUGCAGAGGAGGCCACCCUGGGCACAAAACCCAAAGCUCCAGAAGAUGUAGCAAAGGCAGUGCCCAUCCCACAGGCAAAGGAGCUCGAUAUUGGCAUGCUGGACAACUGGGAUGAUAUCGAGGGCUACUACAAGAUUAUUCUAGGAGAGCUUCUGAAUGGUCGAUACCAUGUCCAGGCCAAUCUUGGGAAAGGUAUGUUCUCUGGAGUUGUUCGAGCCAUGGAUAUGACAACGAAGAAGCUGGUUGCCAUAAAGCUCAUUAGGAACAAUGAGACUAUGAGAAAGGCUGGCAUGAAGGAGAUCGAGAUUCUGCAGAAAAUCAACAACGCCGAUCCAGAAGAUAAGAAGCAUAUGAUCCGCUUAGAACGAUACUUUGAGCACAAGGGUCAUCUCUGCAUGGUCUUCGAAAAUCUCAGCAUCAAUCUCCGGGAGGUGCUGAAAAAGUUUGGUCGUGAUGUUGGAAUCAAUCUUCGAGCUGUCCGAGCUUAUGCACAGCAAAUGUUCCUUGGGCUGAGCCUAAUGCGCAAAUGUAACGUCUUCCAUGCAGAUCUGAAGCCUGAUAACAUUUUGGUAAAUGAAACCCGGAACAUGCUGAAGAUUUGUGAUUUGGGGUCAGCUUCUGACGCAUCUGAGAACGAGAUCACUCCAUAUCUUGUCAGUCGAUUUUACCGGGCGCCAGAAAUUAUCCUUGGUAUGCCAUACGACUUUGCCAUCGAUAUUUGGUCUGUUGGAUGCACACUCUACGAGUUGUACACAGGCAAGAUCCUAUUUACGGGGCGCACAAACAACCAGAUGCUUCGCUCAAUCAUGGACUGCAGGGGCAAGUUCACGACAAAGAUCCUCAAGCGUGCCCAGUUCGCGCACGUCCACUUCGACGAGAUGGCCAACUUCAUUAGCGUGGAGCAGGAUAAGCUUACAGGAAAGGAUACGAUCAAGACCCUCACAUUUGCCAAACCAAGCCGUGAUCUCCGAACCCGCCUCAUGUCCGCAUCCAAGGGCCUCACCGAUGUGGAAGCCAAAGAGUUGACACUAUUCGCCGAUCUGCUGGAUCGUUGUCUGGCGCUUAACCCAGAGAAACGAAUCACCCCUGCUGAGGCAUUGAAACAUCCUUUCAUCCUCAAGAUGCUGAGGUAA